This is a messenger RNA of Magnolia sinica, 1325 nucleotides long. RefSeq names its product elongation of fatty acids protein 3-like. The transcript is spliced from 2 exons. Gene Ontology annotation, molecular function: fatty acid elongase activity. The coding region runs from base 87 to 926 and encodes 279 amino acids. Gene Ontology annotation, cellular component: endoplasmic reticulum membrane. Gene Ontology annotation, biological process: fatty acid elongation, polyunsaturated fatty acid; sphingolipid biosynthetic process; fatty acid elongation, monounsaturated fatty acid. The record is from RefSeq and is a predicted model, not a curated record. Lineage: Eukaryota; Viridiplantae; Streptophyta; Magnoliopsida; Magnoliales; Magnoliaceae.
AUCACAUACCCGCAGAGCGCGAGUCGUAAACGCAACUACCAUUUUGAGAGGGAGAUAGAGAGAGAGAGAGAGAGAGCAUUAUCUACAUGGAGCUGCUGUAUGCUAACCUGCGCCACUGGUUAGUAGGGCACCCGGCCAUAGCCAACUUCCGAUGGAUAGAGCACCAGACCUGGGGCGCGUCUCCACAAUUCCUCGUGACCGCCCUCCUCUCGUACCUCGCCCUAACCCUACUCCUCCACCUCACCCUCCCCAAAUCCCCCUCCACGUCAGCAUCACCACCAACCCCAUUCCUCCGUCUCAUCUCAGCCGUCCACAACCUCGCCCUCCUCCUCAUCUCCUUCACCAUGGCCGUAGGAUGCUCCCUCUCUUCCAUCUCCCAAAUGCCCAAUCCUAGCUGGCUAUUCUGCUUCCCUUCCAACGCGACACCCCCAUCUGGGCCCGUCUUCUUCUGGGCCUACAUCUUCUACCUCUCCAAGCUCCUCGAAUUCUCCGACACCCUCCUCAUCCUCUUCAACCCCAACAAACGGCUCACGUUCCUCCACGUGUACCACCACGCCCUUGUCGUACUCAUGUGCUAUCUAUGGCUCCACGCGUCGCAAUCUCUGAUGCCCGUGGCUCUCGCGACGAACGCUUCGGUCCACACGCUCAUGUACGGGUACUACCUGCUGUGUAGCAUUGGGAAGAGACCGAGGUGGAAGAGGAUGGUGACGGACUGCCAGAUCGUGCAGUUCGUCUUCAGUUUCGGGUGCUCGGUCGUGAUGAUGUGGCUACAUUUUGCACGGGCUGAGGGAGGAGGGUGUUCGGGUCUCGGAGCUUGGGCCUUCAAUGCGGGUUUCAAUGCCUCGCUCCUGCUUCUGUUUCUCAAUUUCCAUUCGAAGAAUUACGGAUCCAAAGAGGACGAUAAGUGGAAGAAGAAGCAACGGUGAUGAUUUUGUUUUUAUUUUUCGAUUAGCUCUCUACCUACCUUGCUGCAGACAACUGUAUGGCUUCUUUGUUGUACGUUGAAUCUUCGGCCCAGUCCAAGUGGUGGGAGAAGGUCGAAUACUCUUGAUGGCGGAUCACUUCGAGCUGCUCCCAUUCGGCCCACCGCUCAGCCAGCCCCUCUCCUUGCAGCAUGCUCACCACUUCUCUCAUCUUUGGCCGGUCCUCGGGCGAGCCUUGAGUACAUAGCAAGGCCACCUGGACGAUCACCUCGACUUCUUUGGGAUUGUAGUUUUGCUUCAAAUUGUUGUCGACAAUGUCAUGGAGCCUGUUCUCCCUCAGUAGCUUUUUUAUCUGUUUAGCAUGUGAAAAUAAAUAAAAACCACUGUUGAAGGAAUGCAUCA